Molecule: messenger RNA, 454 nt
Organism: Racocetra fulgida
Lineage: Eukaryota; Fungi; Glomeromycota; Glomeromycetes; Diversisporales; Gigasporaceae
Source: the annotation of a GenBank genome assembly
ACAAUGCAAAAGAUGAAAUGUCAUGGGAUGAUGUUGAAGAGGAAGACGGUGAAGAUAAAAGUGAUAGUGAAUUUGAUGAACCAGAAAGAUAUGAGGUUGAAAGUGUGAUUUCACACGAUUGUGCCAUUCUCCUUGAUUCAUUUUACAAAGUAGCCAAAGAUACUGAACCUGAAACAAGUACACCUACAGGUGUUCCGACUGACGAUGAUUUCAAACAAAAAUUAUUGGAAGCUCAUCAAUCUAGUAUGCAUUUAAAUAUCGAACUUUAUGAUAAGCUUAUCCUAAAACGUGGUAUUAAGGAUACUGGUGACAUUGGUCCAAAAAUUGAAAAUGUUCCUAUGGUUUCUUUUGGCGGGCUAACCAGACAGAAUAGUACUAGUUCUAGUAAUUCUAGAGCUCUCUAUGAUGAUCUUUCUGGAGUCAAAUCAACGGUGGCCAUUUAUGAUGCGUUAAA